Messenger RNA from Chionomys nivalis (European snow vole), 1324 nucleotides. RefSeq names its product serine/threonine/tyrosine kinase 1 (gene Styk1). The transcript has 9 exons. Lineage: Eukaryota; Metazoa; Chordata; Mammalia; Rodentia; Cricetidae. Bases 1 to 1290 code for a protein of 429 amino acids. The record is from RefSeq and is a predicted model, not a curated record. Gene Ontology annotation, biological process: protein phosphorylation; multicellular organism development; positive regulation of kinase activity. Gene Ontology annotation, cellular component: signaling receptor complex. Gene Ontology annotation, molecular function: ATP binding; transmembrane receptor protein tyrosine kinase activity.
AUGGGAGAGAAAGGUCGCCUAAACCGGGUGCUGUUGGAGUGCAGCCUCAGUGAUAAGCUGUGUGUUGUCCAGGAGCAUCAGUAUGAAGUAAUCAUCGUUCCAGCUCUCCUGGUUGGAGGCUUCCUCAUCCUUCUUGCAAUCAUCCUGUGGCUUUUUAUUAGAGGACAGAGAUCCCAAAGGCAGCACCCUGGAACACAGGGUACUGCCUCUGCACCUGCAUCUAGGGACCUAAGCCAGGAGGUGGCAGGACAAGGAGAAAAAGUAUUCCUGCCUCUUAAGGAGACCUCUGUGGAGAGCUUUUUACGAGCAGCCACACCGCCCCUGGCUAAGCUGCAGAUACCCAGAGAACAGCUUUCAGACGUUAUGGAGAAGAUCCGCAGUGGCAGCUGUGGGACCCUCUAUCACGCCAUGAUGACCACCAGGGACCACCCUACACCAAAGAGUGUUGUCCUCAAGGUUUUAGCAGAACCCGUUGGACUCCAGGAGGCCCAGAAUUUCAUAGGGCGAAUCCAAUUCUAUCAGUACCUGGGGAAACACAGGAACCUGGUACAACUGGAAGGAUGCUGCACAGAAAGGCUGCCACUUUACAUGGUGCUGGAAGAUGUGGUCCCAGGGGACCUGCUCAACUUUCUCUGGACCUGCCGUAAGGAUGUGAUGACCAUGGAUGGCCUACUCUAUGACCUCACAGAAAAACAAAUAUAUCACAUUGGAAAGCAGGUUCUUCUAGCCCUGGAAUUCCUGCAGGAUAAGAAUCUGUUUCAUGGGGAUGUGGCUGCCAGGAACAUCCUGAUCCAAAGUGACCUGACUGUCAAACUCUGCCGAUUGGGCCUGGCUUAUGAAGUCCACACCCAAGGGGGCAUCUCCUCUGCGCGCACCAGCACCAUCCCUCUCAAGUGGCUCGCUCCAGAACGUCUUCUCCUGAAACCUGCAAGCAUCAGAGGAGAUAUCUGGUCCUUUGGGAUCCUGCUUUAUGAGAUGGUGACUCUAGGGGCACCACCAUACCCUGAAGUCCCUCCCACCAGCAUUCUACAGUAUCUCCAGAGAGGGAAAAUCAUGAAGAGACCCAGCAGCUGCACACAUGCCAUGUACAGCAUCAUGAAAUGCUGUUGGCACUGGAGUGAGGACAGCCGUCCGUUACCUGCAGAACUGUGCUUGCGCCUAGAAGCUGCCUCUAGAUCUGCAAAUGACAAGGCUGUGUUGCAAGUGCCGGAGUUAGUGGUGCCUGAACUGUACGCAGAUGUGGCUGGCAUCCGUGCGGAGAACCUUUCCUACAGCUACAGUGUCCUUUGAAGAUGCCCCCAGAAAAGAGACUGUAUGUACUUGA